Molecule: messenger RNA, 6115 nt
Organism: Salmo salar (Atlantic salmon)
Lineage: Eukaryota; Metazoa; Chordata; Actinopteri; Salmoniformes; Salmonidae
Product: band 4.1-like protein 3
Biological process (GO): actomyosin structure organization; cortical actin cytoskeleton organization
Cellular component (GO): plasma membrane; cytoskeleton
Molecular function (GO): actin binding; structural molecule activity
Source: RefSeq, a predicted model, not a curated record
AAUGCUCUAACCACUAGGCUACCCAUCCAGUCAUUGUGCUAAUGCUAGUUAGCGUUGGCUUACGAAACUACCUCUAACUUCCUUCGUAAUGGGCACAGAGACAUAAAACGUGUAUCCACAAGUUCCUCUGACUCUGGGGAAGAAGAUAAAGGGCCUCAUUGCUAAAAUCCUGAAGUCUCCCUUUAAUAUCAGCCACAGCACAGUGGUCUUUGGCAGUAGGAUGUAGAGAAAAUAUUAGAUUUCAGUCGCUGCGCAGGCAAGAAUGUUGAUAUGCCGUGAUUGUUGUGUACACAUUAAAAAAAUUGGUGUUCUGGUCGCAGCUUGGAAUAAGCACUGCUGUACAAAUAUUGACGUAGACUAAAUUAUAACUGUUUGACAAAAAUGUCUACUAGUAUAUUUGAUCUCUGGGUUAUGUGGUUGGCAUGUUAUGACAUGUUGCACUUUGAGUGUUGGACUACUGAGCUGUUAUUUCCAUUUUCUCCCCCACAUCACUCCGGAUCAACCUGGAUGGUAUCUGGAUGGUAUCUGGAUGGAAUCUGGAUGUGCUGUAUAUGACCUGUCACGGGUGAAUCACCAUGACGACAGAACCAAAUUCAGAGUCUAGCGCGGACCAGCAGGAGGCCAGUGCGGCUCCACAACUGGAGGCGGACUCUUUUCCCCCGGCUGCCGCCCACAGCACGCCUGUCAGGAAAGAGCAGAACGGCGAGAGAGCGGAGGCAGGUGUGGUCCCACAGGGGAAUCAGCUGGAGCCAUCGCAGGCGGAGGAGGACAGGACCUCGUACAGGUCGUCCACCAGUAAGCUGUCCAGGUCUCCCGGUGGAGGACGGAGUGUCCGUAGCUCCAGGAACAUGCAGUGCAAGGUCACCCUGCUCGAUGGCUCCUUCUACACCUGCAUGGUGGAGAAACGGGAGAGAGGCCAUGUGUUAUUUGACAAAGUGUGUGAGCAGCUCAACCUCCUGGAAAAGGACUACUUUGGCAUCACAUUCCGGGACAUCGAAAACCAAAAGAACUGGUUAGACCAAUCCAAGGAGAUGAAGAAACAGAUCAGAGGAGCCGCCUGGAAUUUUUCAUUCAAUGUGAAGUUCUACCCUCCAGAUCCUGCCCAGCUGUCUGAGGAUAUUACAAGAUAUUACCUGUGCCUCCAGUUGAGGGAUGACGUGGUGUCAGGGCGUCUGCCAUGCUCUUUCGCCACCCACACGGUGCUGGGAUCCUACACGGUUCAAUCAGAGUUGGGGGACUACGAUCUCGAGGAGUCUGGGACGGACUACGUCAGCGAGUUCCGCUUCGCCCCCAACCAGACCAAGGAUCUGGAGGAGAAGGUCAUGGACCUGCACAAGAACUACAAAGGAAUGACGCCAGCUGACGCUGAGAUGCACUUCCUGGAAAACGUGAAGAAGCUGUCCAUGUACGGAGUUGACCUGCACCAUGCCAAGUUGGUAGGAAGCCUGUUUGAGUGCUUGUCUCCAGCUAAGGGCGAGGAUUCCGAGGGUGUUGAGAUCAUGUUGGGCGUGUGCUCUAGCGGUCUUCUGAUCUACCGUGACCGCCUGCGCAUCAACAGGUUCGCCUGGCCCAAGGUCCUCAAGAUCUCCUAUAAAAGGAAUAAUUUCUACAUCAAAAUACGCCCCGGAGAGUUUGAGCAGUUUGAAAGCACCAUCGGGUUCAAGCUCCCCAACCAUAGGGCGGCCAAGAGACUAUGGAAGGUCUGCGUGGAGCACCACACCUUUUUCAGGUUGGUGUCUCCAGAAACUCCCCCCAAGAAGUUCCUAAACCUGGGCUCUAAGUUCCGAUACAGCGGGAGAACCCAGGCCCAGACGCGACGAGCCAGCUCCCAGAUCGUCCGUCCGGCGCCCCGCUUCGAGCGCUCCACCAGCAAGCGCUACAUUAUGUCGCGCAGCCUGGACGGAGCUCCGCAGAGUACACCCAAAAGGAUUUCACCCAAAAGGAGUUCACCCAAAAGGAGUUCACCCAAUAGGAGUACACCCAAAAGGAGUACACCCAGUAGGAGUACACCCAGUAGGAGUUCACCCAAUAGGAGUUCACCCAAUAGGAGUUCACCCAAUAGGAGUUCACCCAAAAGGAAUACCCCCCAGUCUGUAUCCCCGAGAAUUGAACCACCUGCUAGUUUUAACGGCGCUAAACCAACAGAGAUGGGCUCGGACCUAUACGGAAGGGCGAAGGGCAUCGCCAUGAGCGACCUCAUCACCACCGUGACACCGGAGAAAAAGGUGGAGGAGAGGAAGGCGGAGGAAGAGGUGGAAGUAGAGGUGGAAGUAGAGGUGGAAGUAGAGGUGGAAGUAGAGGUGAAGGUGGAGGUGGAGGAGGAUGAGACCACGAAAGCCACUGAGAUCUCUCUGCCAAGUCCAACCUCUCCCAUUCGACACGACACCAAGACUGAACUGACUGACACUGGUGUUGAUGGUGAACUGACAGCCACGGAGUCGGACCAGGAGGAUGAGUCCGAGUUAAAGACACAGGACACAGUGGGCACGCCGGAGGAGCUGUUGAAACACACGACCAACAUCAGUGAGCUCAAGAGGUCGUUCCUGGAGACGGGCGCCGACUCGGCUGGCCUUACCGAAUGGGAGAAGAGGCUGUCCUCGUCCCCCCUGCGCUCGCCGCGUCUCGACGAGGCCCCCAUGAUCGAACCCCUGGAACUCGACGAGGUACCGAGCCAACAGGAUGAGGGAGAGGGUGAGAGGGAGAGAGCCAUGGCUGCAGGCGGUAGCGUUGAGGAGGACAUCAAGCACAGCCCUGUGGAUACUAAGACUACUGUGGACUCUGACGGGUGGGUAAUAGUAAGCAAAGUCCCUCCUAAGGUAGCCGAAAAGAGAAACAUUGUCAACUAUAAAGUUAUGGCCGUCGAUAACACUGUGGCUGAAGGAGCGCUCGGCGGCGCCAGUGGUGUCGUUGUCAUCAAGGAGUUUGGCAAACGAUACGAGAGCUUCAGCAGUGAACUAGCAUCCAAGACCGAGGAGAUGGAGGAGAAGACCUACACCCUGGGCAAGUCCUACGACACCAUGUCAGGCAAGAUCGUCACCAUGACGACGCAUGCCAAAGAUGGUGGGGAAGCGGCCAUAGCCGCUCCGGCGGUGUUCGCCAGGGAGCUGAAGAGGGCGGCGGACCAAUCCACCACCACUGUGAAGAUCAUCCCGGUGUCGACUGAGUACGAGAUGCCAGUGUCGGUCCACUUGAGUCUCCCGCCCAUAGAGGGAAUCGGACCCCCAAUGAUCACCAUCCAGGAGGCCAGGACCCCCUCUCCAUCUGAGGGAAUGGGACCCUCCAUGAUCACCAUCCAGGAGGCCAGGACCCCCUCUCCAUCUGAGGGAAUGGGACCCUCCCUGAUCACCAUCCAGGAGGCCAGGACCCCCUCUCCAUCUGAGCCCAGCGACGGUGGCCUGGGCGCCAUGCGGACCGUAGUGUCCAUCCGCUCCAGCCAGGACAUCAGUGAUGCUGCGAGAGCAGACAGCAGGAAGCAGCUAAGGGAGACUUUUCUCCUGGGAGACAGGAGCACCACCCCUGUUGCGCCUCACACACCCCUCUCGCCACGGUCCCCAAUGGCCAAGUCCCCAAUGGCCAAGUCCCCAAUGGCCAAGUCCCCCAUGAAGAUGCCCAAGCCUCAAAUGGUCGAUCUGCGUCUGAGCCCCAGCCCUGUGUCCUAUCUAUCCAGAACCCCAUCGCCCUCCAAAGUGCCAAAGCCGACCUUUGAGGAGAUGUCCCCGGAGCUCACCGCUCUCUUACAGUCGGCCAGAGAUCAGACCAGCACGCGGGUCUGGACUGCUUCGCCUGCCUUUAGUCAGACCGUGUUUAAGACAACAGAGAAGGGGGAGCGGAUCGUGCUGCAGACAGAGGUGGUAUCAUCCCAACAAGAAAAAGACCAGGAUCAGCCUGAGCUGAAGUCGGCACAGCCAGAACAGCCUGACAACCAGCCUGACAACAUGGAGAACCAGGCAGAGCAUCAGACUGAGCAGUUGUCUGUGCUCGAGGCUCCAGAGGUCCUGACCUUCAACAGGGCAGACAUGGUGUAUGUGACCCAGGAGGUCCCUGUAAUACACACGGAAAUGAAAACUGUCACAUACCAGUCACUAGAGGCUGACGCUGAUCCCGAGGCAGGGGUGUUGAUGAGCGCCCAGACCAUCACCUCAGACACCACCAGCACCACCACAACCACACAUAUCACCAAGACUGUGAAAGGAGGCAUCUCGGAAACCAGGAUCGAGAAGAGAAUCGUAAUCUCGGGUGAUGCAGACAUUGACCAUGACGAGGCCUUGGCUCAGGCCAUAAAGGAGGCCAAAAAGCAGCACCCUGACAUGUCAGUGACCAAAGUAGUGGUCCACAAAGAGACUGAAAUCACGCCCGAGGAGGGCGAAGAGUGACCGCAGGAGUGACGGGUCACCGGGUUCACCAACGUUUCGGGAGCAUUCUGUUAAUGUUACUUCACGCUGUUCAGAGUACGGGACGCAAGCAGGAUAGUGGCGUUGCCAACAGACAGAACCACUGUAGCAGACACUAAUACUGCAUCCGAACACUACUGAAUUAACCUCAUCCACUCAAACUCCCUCACUCACUCACCAUCACUACUGGCAAACACAGACCUCCAAAGCUACCUUCAUAGGAACAUGUAUAUUGCAUGAAAAGGGAACAAUUCUGCAUUUUUGUAAAAGAAAAAAAAAAACGAUAUAUCAAAAGUUCUACAUGUUUUACUUGACCUGUAAACUCAGACUCAAAGGUUUAAGAAUGUAUGUGAUGAGAGUUAAGAUAGUAUAGAUCAUUAUGUUGUAUUUAUUAUCAACCUGCUCACUUGGAAACAUGGUAUAAUAGUAGGCUAGGAUGGCACAAUAUUUAUCCACGCAAUAGAUGUGGCAUUCAUCUUGUCAUAAGUCCCCUUAUUUAUCCCAAAUGCUGAUUUUAUCCAAUUUUACAUAGAGUAUUCCCUUUAAAAAGACAACAAUAAUAUGUAUGGUACUGGUACAUGCAUUUGCUUAGUAGGUCAUUCAUCCUCAAAGAUCAUUUUGUUGUUUUUACUUUCAUUGUAAAUAUGCUUAUUUGGUUUUCCUUUAAUUACAAGGUGAGGAUGAGGAUGAUGAGGCAAAAUACUGUAUAAGUGUUAGUUAGCAGGAAAAGUUAAACAGACUCCAUUACUGUGACCUCUGAGGUGAUUAAGAAACCCCUUAUAAUACAGUAUGUGUCUUCACACUGUGGAUUGAACUUUCUUGUUGGCUUGUAUCUGAUAUUAUACCCUAUUCCAUAUGGGCUCUGGUCAAAAGUAGGGUACUAUAUAGCGUAUAGGAUGCAAUUUUAGAUACAUAAUUGUUUAGACACAUUCUUAAAGGAAAAUUCCACCCAAAAACAAUAUUUUGGUAUUUGUUUCGUUAGUCCAUUGUUGACACAGUCCCAACAUGUUUUGCUUGUCAGCAAUCAAGUUUUCAAGAUAUGUAACUUUCAAAAUACUGAAAUCAUCCCUGUAUGAUACAUUUUGCAUCCUAUGAUGCUGCGUUUUGCGUCAUAUGAUGCAAAAUGCAUCAUACAGGGAUGAUUUCUGUAUUUUGAAAGUUACAUAUCUUGAAAACCUGAUUACUGACAAGCAAAACAUUUUGGGACUAUGGAAAUAAAAUAAUAAUAUUUUAAAAUAAUAAUAUUUUAAUAAUGGACUAAUAAAUAAAAUUUCUAAAAUAAAAUACUAAAAUAUAUAUAUGUAUAUAUAUUUUUUUGGGGGGGUGCAAUUUUCCUUUAAGUCCUACCCAGAAUCCUCCUCAUCCCUGUGUGUCACAUCCAAGCCUUAAAACUGUGCAGAAUGGACAGACAACAACCUCAAGUACAAGCCUGCAGUGUGUGUUUGUGUGCUUGGUUUCUCCCACACAGAGGCAUCAUGCCCAUCGAACCUGAGCUGGCACCAUCGGGUGGCACAUGCCCCCCUCAAUAUCAUCCACUGGGAUGAGAAUACAUAAUUAGCAGUGUCUUACAGAAUGAAUAUUAAGACAUUAUAUAUUCGGUCAUCAGUGACCCCUCAGAGAUAUUGGGAUCAUGAUGCCUCUGAUCCCAGCCCUUCAAAUCAUCAGCUGUAAAAACCAUCCUUGUUGAAUGUGUUUCCCACAAGAUAAAUAAAUGGAUAAAUACA